CUUAGGGSGAAAGAGGUAAACCGUGGCCUAAGUUAAUGGCCACUCUGUUUUUAAAAGUGACGGUUAAAGGUGUUUCGCUGUGACCCGGAAGGACCCGGCGGAGGCGGGGAAAAUUUAAAUUGUGCUAAAAACGUUAAAAAUAAAAAAUAGAAACAAGGAUCCUGGUUCAGAACAAUGGCAAAAAAAAAGAACCCUGUGAUAAUUAACUAGUUCAGUAGAUGGAAAACUGCUUCUUUUGGUGAGAAGAGAUGACGUGAAGAAAUAAUAUGCUGCAGUCUGCUCUGUUAACUUCAUGAGAAAAGAGUUUAAGAGGAAGCUUUUAAGGAGAAAUACUGUUUUUCCAGACUGAGCUGACAGCUUCCCAAGAAAACAUAAAAAUGUCUCCAGAAUCAAAGAAACUUUUCAACAUACUUAUUUUGGGAGUCUCAUUUAUGUUUAUAUUUACUGCUUUCCAAACAUGUGGAAAUAUUGCGCAAACAGUUAUCACAAAUUUAAACAACACAGAGUUCCAUGGCAGUGGCUAUACAAGCAUGUCCAUUAUUUAUGGAGUUUUCUCUGCAUCAAAUCUUAUUUCACCGUCAGUAGUUGCGAUAGUAGGACCUCAGCUCUCCAUGGUGAUUAGUGGUGUAUUUUAUAGCUUAUACAUUGCAGUCUUUAUCCAGCCUUCUACAUGGGCUUUCUACACUGUUUCGGUGUUUAUUGGCAUUGCAGCUGCUGUACUGUGGACAGCACAGGGAAAUUGUUUGACUGUAAAUUCUGAUGAAAACUCCAUAGGAAGGAACAGUGGAAUAUUUUGGGCGCUCUUACAGUCUAGCCUGUUUUUUGGAAACCUUUAUAUAUACUUUGCUUGGCAAGGAAAAACUCACAUAUCAGAGAGUGAUCGUAGAACCGUUUUCAUUGCACUGACCGUUAUCAGUCUUGUAGGCACAGUUCUGUUCUUUCUGAUUAGAAAACAAGAGGACACAAAAACACCAGAGGAGGAAGAUUCUACUAAUGAACUCCARGGGGACAGCUCGUCUUUCCAAAGCAAAAUGGCAAGAGCGGUGGCUGCCUUUAAGAAAUCUAUAAAGCUGAGCUUUACCAAAGAGAUUCUGCUUCUCAGCGUUACAACUGCCUAUACAGGUUUGGAAUUAACUUUCUUUACUGGAGUAUAUGGAACAUGCAUUGGUGCUGUGAAUAGAUUUGGCAAUGAAGGGAAGAGCCUUAUUGGUCUCUCUGGUAUUUUUAUUGGUGUUGGAGAAGUCUUAGGUGGAGGAAUCUUUGGUUUAGUGAGCAAGAAGAAUCAUUUUGGUAGGAACCCCGUUGUGAUGCUAGGCAUCAUUGUGCAUUUCAUAGCUUUCUAUUUAAUUUUUUUCAACAUACCAAAUGAUGCUCCUAUUGCUCCUAUGGAAGGAACAGAUUAUGUUGCUUAUAUGAUUCCAAGCAAGGAGGUGGCUAUUUUGUGCAGCUUUCUGUUGGGCUUGGGAGACAGCUGCUUUAACACACAACUCCUCAGUAUUUUGGGAUUCCUUUAUUCAGAAGAUAGCGCUCCUGCCUUUGCCAUCUUUAAAUUUGUUCAGUCCAUCUGUGCUGCAGUCGCAUAUUUCUACAGCAACUACUUCCUCCUGCAGUGGCAGCUCCUGAUCAUGGUGGUUGUUGGGUUCUUUGGGACCGUUACCUUCUUUGUGGUGGAGUGGGAAGCAGCAGCCUUCGUUGCCCGGGGCUCUGACUACAGCAGCAUUUGAUGCCGUGACUAGCCCAGUGCAAGGGAAAAUACAGGCACAUUUACUGUGAACUGAUGUGAGAAGGUGAAAAGAUGGAGUUGCUGAGGCUGAGAUGAAGGAAUCCACUGCUAAAUCACUGUCAGUGUAGCUGAUGUGAUAUCUAACUGUGAUAACGAACCCUGGAGAAAAAUGCCAAAAAUGUAAAGGUUUUUUCUUUUUUUCUUCUUUAAUCCACUGAGUAUGAGGUGCAGGUUCUCAAAAAUCAGAUAUUAGAAAUGGGAGGCAAUAGUGAUCAGUGCGUUGAAGAGCUUUGUUCUGAGACAUCCCUUUCUGAAUAACUACCUAAUAUCACUCUGUCUUGCACUACAGAAAUUACAGUUUUGUUUCAUCUAAAUUAUUUUAUCUGAGUUUUAGGUCUACAGAUACUUAAAUUCUUGUAUGGAAUGCGUGAUAUUUUAAGGUAUGUUUUGUUUUGUGUGUCUACUUGACUGGCGAUUCAUGCUACCGACUUUUUCAACAAUUAGAUGCACCAGAAUAUUUCUGUUGAAAAUAAUGUUGCCUUAUUUGGUAUUGUUACCCGGUUCCUUGAUUUCCAAACRCUUAUUUGUUGUUAAUCUAUUUCAUAAUUUUAAAUUUUAUCAGAUGCAUUUUUUAAAAGAGUUUUCUGUAGUGUGAUGUAAUAGAUUUUUACUGGAAUUUAAGUAAAUACCCCCCCCCUGUCCUUUUUAAGGACAUAAUCCUCAUAUCUGUGGAGCAUUGACAGUCGACAAGGAUAUGUAUCUUUUGGAGUAGCAUUCACCAUUUUUCAAAAUUGAGCUGUGUUGGGAUGGAUGCUUUAUCUUUCUUUGUGUAGUACUAUAUAAAGGACCGUGAGACAUGGUUUCCCUCCUGAAAGCACUUAUGCUUACAGAGAAUUCCGAGUUCACUGAAAUUCUCAUCUGCUUUUAUAGUUUAAUGGCAGAGUGAUGACAACUUCUGUUAGAUUUACUUGUUAUUGAAAUUAUUCUGUGAUGGGAACGUUUUCUACAAUACCUUCCUAUCCUAUGAAUAAGAAUAUGAUCUGGGAGAAUAAUCUUGCAGUAUUUAUCCUACUGCAUAGUCCAAAAAUACCUGAAAAGGUUGACAUAGGUUGUUUUUUCCUGUAUGUUUUGGGAAAAUGUGCUGUAAGCUUAUUCUGACAAAUGCAAAAACAAGGCUAAUGCCAUAGCAACUAAGGCUUUAAAUCCAAACUGUUACAGAUGAUCAUAACAUAGGCAACAAAUGCAGCCCACCUUGGCUUCUAUUUAUCUGCUUCAAUUUUUAGUAGUUGCACUUAACGUUUCUGUCGUGUUGACAAACAAGAUGCAACUGAGUGCGGAUACAGCACAGUGAGAAAGAUUUUUAUUUAUUUCAAGACRCGCCACGUGGCUGUUAGACAAGUACUGUCUGUCAGCCUCCUUAGGCACACGCAAAAUGUUCAUGUCUUCUUUUUUCAAAGACAGGUCAGAGARUCAAUUCCGAGAACAUGCUGGUAGCUGCUGCAUGUCACAACUACAYGGAUGUAGCAAAGGUUAAACUUGAAGAGGGCCUACGGGAUCUCCUGUGGCUUCUGCUGUCAGCUUUGCUCUCGCAGGGCAAGUAAYGCAGCUCUCUUGAGGCAAGUCCCUCUCUGUGCACAAUAAAACAGCAGUGGAGCAUUGUUUGGAGGCAGAUAAAAAUGAGUUUUGAAUUCACGCCAGGUUUUUGCUGUGAGGCCAGUGUGGGAUUAAUUGGAAGAUGAGAGGGUAUCCGAACAGUUGGCAAGUAAAGAAAUUAGUGGAGUCGGGAAAGCCUCUCUGUAUUCCAGGUGAUUAAAUAAGUGUGAUGGAGAAGGAGAGUGAGUUGGAGAAAGAGGCAAAAGAGCAGAGUUGCUGUAACCAUUGUAACUUGCCAGCAAAGUGAAAAAGCAGUGGUUAUGGAAUUCAGUCGAUACAUGUGGUUAAUGUGACUGGCUGCAUUUUAAUAUCUCUUAAACAGUUUCUGUCUUGUAAUUUGAAAUAUACUAUUUUUAUGCAUUGUAUGCUGCAAAAGGUAUAGAUGACAAUAUGCUUUCAGUGAUUAAAUUUCUCUUGUUGGAUACUUAGAAGUGCUUUCUGUAAAGUACCAAAAGGGAUAAAGAGCUUUUCUUAGGGAAUUACUGACUUCAGUCCUCAAAAUAUCUGUGGGAUCUGCUCUCCUCUACAUAUCAAUGAGAGAAGACAGACUGCAAGUCCACAAGGGACAAUUUUGACUUGCAGUAUGUGGAAGACAAAAUGAUUCUCAGGUCUUAGGGCAAUAAGCAAGUUACAGGUGCAUUUAAUAUAGURCAGUUGAAUUUUAACGAGGCAAUGGUUUUCAUGAGGUUGCUUUUAAAACUGAUCCCUUUUGAUGAACUUCUGCGUUGUUCAUCUGGGAUAUGAGAAUUAUAGAGACUAUUUUAAUAAAAGCUUUAAAAAAAAUCUUCUCCAUGUGCUUUCAGCAAGGCUUUUGAACUGACUUUCAGGGGUGCUAAUGAAGUAGGGCUUGUGCAUGUGCAGCACCUCUGAGUCAGAUGUUUUGCUUUUAUUUUCUUUUUUUUUCUCCUUCUCCCCUCUCUGUUCUGCUUGGUCUGACUCAGUAUCAGACAGUGAAAAAGGCCGUUCAUAACUAUUUAUUGGGUCAUUAAAGAGAAAUGUUCCUGCUUUGUGACAGGUUUUACAAGAAAUUCACAUUUUCUUCAAAUGUGCAUCAUGGAUGGCCAUUUUUWAAAAACUAUUAACUGUAUGACUAUUAUUUCUAACAUUGGAUCUUUAGAAACAUAGAAAAUCUCAAUUAUUCAAGCAUUCUAUGACAUGUGAUUACUUUUAGCUUGGUCGUAUUUGGUACAUAAGGAGAUGAAAAAUGGAUCCAGCUGCAGACAGCAGCCCCAGC
Messenger RNA from Nothoprocta perdicaria, 4610 nucleotides. It is a transcript of the gene MFSD11, whose product is annotated as major facilitator superfamily domain containing 11. Lineage: Eukaryota; Metazoa; Chordata; Aves; Tinamiformes; Tinamidae. The coding region runs from base 378 to 1724 and encodes 448 amino acids. The record is from RefSeq and is a predicted model, not a curated record. The transcript has 15 exons.